This is a messenger RNA of Cotesia congregata, 2029 nucleotides long. The record is from the annotation of a GenBank genome assembly. NCBI's taxonomy places the organism in Eukaryota, Metazoa, Arthropoda, Insecta, Hymenoptera, Braconidae.
AUGGAUUCUCCGCCAUCAUGCUCUCUUAGUACUACAGGUCCUUUAAGUGAAUUUGGUAGCAGUGGGCUUGGUGGAUCGAUAUCAAGCGAUUCUGUAAGAGCUCAGCUUGCUAUUGAGAUGCAAGAAAGUGAUAUGGAAAGUAAAUCUUUGUCUCAAGAUUCAUUCGAUUAUUCUGAUGGAAUGAGUAAUCAGAAUUUUAAUACUUUAAAAAAAGGACCAGGGUGGGCAGACUUAGAUAGCAAACUUGAAGUGAUAGCAGUAGUGGAUGUAGCAAUAAAACCUCCACCAGAAUUUCAAGACAGUCCGUCACCACCAGAUUCAGAACGAUCUAAUUUACCAAUAUUGUGCUAUCCACGGUCACUACGGAAAAAAAUAUCCCGGUUGAUUGAAGAAUUGAGCGAAAAUUUAGUUCAACAAAUAAUUGAAGAAGCUCUUGAUAUUUCUUGUCGUAUUUCGUGGCCUGAAGGUCGUUUAGCUCAAGUUCCUUCUACUCGAACAAUCCAAUCAACGAACAUCGCUCACAUUUUUAAUUCCAAAUUACGUUUUUGGGCAUCAGAAAUGUUACCAUCAUCAUCUUCACGUCAAGCGAGCACUGCUACGAUUACAAUAACUCCAUACAAUACACUCAAUCGUCCAAACUCACGGUGCUCAUUGGCUUCUUCACGCCUUUCAAGUUCGCAUAACUCAAUAAAUACUUCAGGUUUAUGUAAUAAGGCUGAUGAUAGCAGCUUCAUAACGUCAGCAAUGUCCCAUGAUGUAUUAACAACGAGUGAGAUAAGUGAUAUGUAUAAUGUUCCCUUUGACUCUGACAUUUAUACUGUUCCUAUCGAUGUUAUAAAACCGUUCCACGAACUGCGAAUUCCACAACGUCCAAAGCGUCAUCGUCAUCAUCGUAAAAGAAGAAGAAAUGUUUCAGCUAGCUCACAAAGUGAGUUUGAAACUCAUAUUCAGCAAACAAGACAUUAUUGUGGUAAGCCUCGUGCUGUAACUCAUGUUAUAAAAUCACAACGGUUAUUAACUGAUGUAUGUUGUAACGAAAGUGGCAACGGUAAACGUCAUAGUGUACCAGGGACUUCAGGACGACAUGGAUCACGUAUUCCAAAUAAUAGUCAUAUUCAUAACAUUGGUGAACCAAUUCAUAUGACAUUACACGAAGUGCGUCAAUAUUUGGAAACACUUUAUUCAAGUUCAAGUGACUCUAGUGACCAUAAAAUCAAGUGCAAUAAAGUAUUAACAAACCAAACACCAAUACAUCUUAGUGUACCAAAAAAUGUAAGUGUAAAUAAUAAUAACAAAUAUAGUAAUCCUCAUACUAAUUGUACAACAGAUAUAUCGAUUUCCAAUAAAAGUACUAAUGGAUUAAUAAAUAACAAUAAUAAUAAUAAUAAUCAUGCUAAUGUUAGAAAGCAUAAAAAAGGAUCGUUUGUAAAUGUUAAACAUAAAAAAGUAAAGGAUGAAUCACAUAAAGAAAAAGGUGACACUGAUAGAGAAAAAAUAAAAAAAAGCCAACGUAAUUUUUCAUUGAGUUUAAAACAAACACUGUGCAAUAUAUUUAGAUUUAGGCGAUUAGGAUCACCUGAUCAUUUUGUUGAAAAACGAAAUGAUAUUGUACAAGGUGAAAUUGUCGAAGAGGAAGAAGGUGAUUCUGAUCAAGCAGUCAAUAAUAAUAACACAACGCUGGAUAUUGAUUCAUCUGCGUUAAAAAUGCCAUUUUUUAAACGUGCGUUACCACCUUUACCAAGAAGUAAUGGACAACUAAAUAUAGAACAAGGUGAAGAUGCUUUGACGGUUAUUGAAACAAAAAUUGAUUCACCACCAGUAAUUCAUCAUGCUUUAACGCCAAAAGAAGAAGAAAUGCCGCCUGAAGAUACCAGUAUGGACUUUGCAGCUAGUAUUGAAAAAGUUAAAGAUGUAAGUUAUAUCUUGAACUUUUAAAUUAUUGUCUAAUCAUACAUUAAAAUUUAGGAAAUAGAUUUUCUUUUUUCAAUAAAUGACCGGUUUGCUAAUUUAUAAGUUAACUAUGACGUUC